This is a messenger RNA of Piliocolobus tephrosceles (Ugandan red Colobus), 2137 nucleotides long. It is a transcript of the gene CCDC125, whose product is annotated as coiled-coil domain containing 125. Gene Ontology annotation, biological process: negative regulation of Rho protein signal transduction; negative regulation of cell motility. The record is from RefSeq and is a predicted model, not a curated record. Lineage: Eukaryota; Metazoa; Chordata; Mammalia; Primates; Cercopithecidae. Bases 556 to 1818 code for a protein of 420 amino acids. Gene Ontology annotation, cellular component: cytoplasm. The transcript is spliced from 12 exons.
AGGGAGAACAUGUGGUAUUUGUCUUUCUGUGCCUGGCAUGUUACACCUUGCAUAAUGUUUUCCAGUUCCAUCCAUGGUGUCCCAAAUGAUAGGAUUUCCUUCUUUUUCAAGGCUGACUAGUAUUCCAUUGUACACACACACACACACACACACACACACCACCAUAUUUUCUUCACCUAUUCCUCUUUGAUGGACACUUAGGUUGAUUCCAUAUUUUGGCUAUUGUAAACAGUGCUACAGUGAACAUGGGAAUGCAGACAUCUCUUUGACAUACUGAUUUCAAAUCAGUUUUGGGUAAAUACCCAGAAGUGAGAUUGCUGGAUCUACUGACGGUUUCCUAACUACUCUUCUUAACUACAGACAACCCGUUUUUUUCUUAUGAUAAAGACGGCAUUUGGCUCAUGAGCAAGGUGGCGAGGUCAUCAAGUGAGUCAGACGUGCAGCUCUGGGAAACAGAAGAGGAUGACAUGACAGAAGGGAGAAGAAAGAAGUGAAGCGAGUUUUCAGUAUUCCAAGCAUAAGAGCCUGCAAGAUACAUUCCCUCAAGUGUCCAGAAUGUCCAAUUACAGACGACAAAGUAGCAGUGUAGAUUCGAAUUCAGAAUUGUCAAAUGAAGAAUUAAGGCAAUGUCUUCAUGAAACUUUAGAGGAGGUAGAAAUUUUAAAAACUGAACUUGAGGCAUCUCAAAGACAACUCAGAGGUAAAGAGGAAGCAUUGAAAAUUCUUCAAAGCAUGGCAAUACUUGGCAAAGCCACAAGUCAUAUGCAGUCAGUGCUUCAAAAAACUAUGGAACAAAAGAGAUCCUUGGAGAAGGAAGUAAAUGCCUUGCAAUGGGAAAUAGAAUUUGAUCAUAAUAGAUUUAAAAAUAUAGAGGAAUCUUGGAUCCAAAAAUAUGACAGGCUAAACUGUGAAAAUGCAAUCCUCAAAGAGAAUUUGAAAGUGAAAACAGAAGAAAUUAAAAUGCUAAAGUCUGACAAUGCAGUUUUGAAUCAACAGUAUUUGGAGGCCCUUGCCAUGCUUGAUAUCAAACAGCAGAAGAUGGCUCAGGAAAACAUGUGCUGCGAUAAAAGUGACUUUGCAGAGGCUUCAGGUCUUGAGCUUGCAGUCCUCGGAGCCUGCCUUUGUCAUGGGCCCGGAGGGAACCCCUGUUCUUGUGCCAGAAUGGCAGCAUCCACUCGGAAACUGCUUCUUCAGCUCAAACAAGAGUUGGAACUUUUGCAGAAGAGUAAAGAAGAAGCUUACGUGAUGGCAGAUGCUUUCAGAAUUGCAUUUGAGCAACAAUUAAUGAGGAAAAAUGACCAGGCACUACAAUUGACACAAAUGGCUAACGUGUGUAAAAAAGCAACAAAAUGGAUGAAUUGGAAGCACCUUAAAGAGGAUGGAUUUCCAUCACCAAGGAGUAAGAAGACCUUUGGGCAGAGACUCCUGGGUAUGCUCCCUUCAGAAAACAGUUCUAAGAGGAUGGAAGACCAGGACAGUCCUCAAGAGGUCCUUAAGAUGCUCAUAGAUUUGCUGAAUGAUAAAGAAGAAGCUUUGGCUCAUCAAAGAAAAGUUAGUUACAUGCUUGCUCGGGCAUUGGAAGACAAAGACACUGCCUCAAAAGAGAAUAAAGAAAAAAAUCCUACAAAAGAGAAUUUCCCUUUCAACAACCCCUCGCAUAAGACUUCAGAAUUCUCUGUUUUGGGUGAUCCUGUACAUUCAAGUGUCCACAUUUCAAAUUCUGUGGGCUGCAUUUGUUCAAUCCAGCACUCUCAAAUAGAUCCAAACUAUAGAACUCUUAAAAGAUCCCAUUCUUUGCCAUCAAGUAUCAUAUUUUAAAGACAAGCCAGUUGAAAUUGGAACUGAGAGUUGUUUAUAUCAAGAGACUUUGAAAAAUGAUUUUGUAAAUUUUGCUGCAUCUUGAGAAGUUGUAUGUUUCCUAGGUAUUUCUAAAUUUUAGGAGGUCGCUUAAAUAUUUUCUACAUUUUCUUUUUCUUCUUUUGAGAUGGAGUCUUGCUCUGUCGCCGAGGCUGGAGUGCAGUGGCGUGACUCAAUUCAUUGCAACCUCCGCAUCCCAGUUCAAGCAAUUCUCCUGCCUUAGCCUCCCGAGUAACUGGGAUUACAGGCAUGUGCCACCACGUCCAGCUAAUUUUUGUAU